GAAUGAUGACGCUGUCACGUGAUUCCAAUAUGUCGUCCUGUGAAAGAGUGUGAGUGACAACCGAAAUAUUUGGAUAAAAUUUGGGAACCAUUUGAUCUGGAAAAUUGUUGCGGUAAACCAGCUUCACGAUGACAGAGUUUUGGCUUAUAUCUGCCCCUGGGGAGAAGACUUGUCAACAGACCUGGGAGAUCCUCAACAAUGUUACUGCCAAACAAAAUAACCUCUCCAUGAACCACAAGUUCAACAUUCCUGAUCUCAAGGUAGGCACGCUGGAUGUUCUGGUUGGCUUAUCUGAUGAUCUGGGGAAAUUGGAUACAUAUUCUGAAAGCGUCACCCGGAAAAUAGCUCAGUAUUUGGGCGAUGUCCUGGAAGAACAGAGGGACAAGCUACAGGAGAACUUACAGGCUAAUGGCGUUGACCUCGUGACAUAUUUAACACGUUUUCAAUGGGACUUGGCCAAGUAUCCCAUCAAACAGUCCCUGAAGAAUAUUUCUGAGAUAAUUAGUAAGCAAGUUUCACAGAUUGAAGCUGAUUUAAGAACGAAGUCAACCUCAUAUAAUAACCUCAAGGGUAAUCUGCAAUCAUUGGAGAGGAAGUCGACGGGGAGUUUAUUGACAAGAAGCCUUGCAGACCUGGUAAAGAAGGAAGACUUCAUCCUGGGUUCAGACUAUUUGGUCACUCUCAUGGUUGUAGUACCAAAAGCAUAUCAACAUGACUGGCUGUCAAAAUACGAGUCUUUGGCUGACAUGGUUGUACCGAGAUCCACCAAACUGAUCACCGAGGAUGGUGAGAACUGCCUGUACACCGUGUCCCUCUUCCAACGGGUCGUGGAUGAAUACAAACAUCACUGUCGAGAAAACAAGUUUGUGGUGAGAGAUUUCACCUACAAUGAGGGAGAUAUUGCAGCAGACAAAAACCAACUUACCAAGUUAGAGGCAGACAAGAAGAAACAGUUUGGUCCUUUGGUGAGAUGGCUGAAGGUGAACUUCAGUGAGUGUUUCACAGCCUGGAUUCAUGUCAAGGCCCUGAGGGUAUUUGUAGAGUCUGUGCUCAGGUACGGUUUGCCAGUGAAUUUCCAGGCUAUGAUCUUACAGCCAUACAAGAAGUCCAUGAAGAGGUUAAGGGAAGUUCUAAACCAGUUGUACGGUCACUUGGACAAUGCAGGAUUGUCUGGCACAGAGGCGGGAGUGGAAAUCCCAGGACUGAAUAUUGGAGGCAGCGAGUACUUCCCUUAUGUGUAUUACAAAAUUGGAAUAGAUUUAAUAGAACCCAUGAAAGUGUAGCUGUACAUCUAGAUAUGUCUUACUAAUACUAGACACUGUAAUCAAAGCCAAUGUUAUCCUUGUUCUGUAGAUGCAAGUACAUGUAGGUGAGUGCUUACAGAAUAUAGCAGUAUUGGACAAGUUUCCUGAAGACUAGAUAGGUAAACCUCUGUAACCCAGACUAGAUUCUUACUUACGUGUGUAUACCUGCCUGCAUGUGGCUUUCUGAGGCACAUUCCAUAUAUCACAGAAUUUCUAUUUAUACAAAUUUACAAAAUACAAAUCCGAAAGCAGUGUUCAAAUGCAGUGUACCCUUACAUUGAGACCAUGGAGGUGCAAAAGAUAAUCUGUUCUUGAAAAUUGUAGACAUACACAAAAAUAAAAAAAAACUUGUUGAAAAGUAUAAUUUGGGACCAUUUGUUCUCCAGGAAUUUUAGAUUUUCAUAAAAAAUUGUUAAGCAUACACUGUAGGAAUAUCAUCAUGAGGUUUAAGAAAAAUAUUGUACAUUCACAUUUUCCUAGUGUUAAAUUAGCAAUUAUGUGCCAUAAAGACAAAGUUAGUAGAAUCUAGUCAGACUUGGGUACUUUUGAAAUGGAGUUCGGGCAGCACUCCCAGGAAAUUGUCUGUUUUGGCACUUUGUCCAGGAAGUAACAACAUGUUAGUGAUCAUUCUUUUUUAUUGAAGAUUUCUUUGAAACUAUAAAAUGAAAAUGUUUCUUUAAUGGAGUCUUGAUUGCCUAUGUGAUAUUUAAAACUGGUGAUUACCUAGCUGAGGUUCUUGUGGAAUUUUGUGUUUGUAAUACCUGAAACUAAUGAUAAUUCACCAUAGUUACAAAUGCACUGUGCAACAUGUUCAGGAAAGGUUGUUUAUUGAAAGGUAUAAAGUUUGAAUUUAGAAGCAAAUGUAUGAGAAGAUUAUUCAGAAACAGUUUGGUAUUCUCACACCAAUAAUGCCUGUACAUACAUGUAGCACAUAUGUUGUUUGUUAUGUACAUAUUUCAGUUAUCAUACAGAGCCUAUAAAUAAAGGGAGUGGAUGUUGAAAAGAUGAUUUUUCAGCUU
Molecule: messenger RNA, 2323 nt
Organism: Liolophura sinensis
Lineage: Eukaryota; Metazoa; Mollusca; Polyplacophora; Chitonida; Chitonidae
Product: V-type proton ATPase subunit C 1-like
Exons: 13
Coding region: 129-1283 (384 amino acids)
Biological process (GO): proton transmembrane transport
Cellular component (GO): lysosomal membrane; vacuolar proton-transporting V-type ATPase, V1 domain
Molecular function (GO): proton-transporting ATPase activity, rotational mechanism
Source: RefSeq, a predicted model, not a curated record